Molecule: messenger RNA, 375 nt
Organism: Stylonychia lemnae
Lineage: Eukaryota; Ciliophora; Spirotrichea; Sporadotrichida; Oxytrichidae
Source: the annotation of a GenBank genome assembly
AUGAGGCAGCAGCUGCAGGAUUCAAUGGAUACUUCGGAGGAAUUUUUGCAGCAAACUAAUAAUGAAAUUUAAUGGAAGUCGCUCGUCAAACCAUCUGCGAACAAUCAAACUGUAUAAUAAUUUACGUCUGAAUCCCAUGGUUCAUAGACAACUAUCCUCAGAAAUAACCACUAGAGCCUGCUAGAUGAAACAAAUUCAUACAAAGGUCGCUCUUUUGAUGAUUCAAUUACAACCGAGGAGCAGAGAAAGAGAAGCAAAAAACAACAAUCAAGUAAAAUUUCACCUAAUCAUAAUAAAAGAACUUAGUCCCUAGGGGUCGUAUAUGAAGAAGAUAGUCGCAACUACUACUCAACCCACCAGAAUUUAAAAGAAUGA